This is a messenger RNA of Salpingoeca rosetta, 1950 nucleotides long. RefSeq lists its product as uncharacterized. The transcript has 19 exons. The record is from RefSeq and is a predicted model, not a curated record. NCBI's taxonomy places the organism in Eukaryota, Choanoflagellata, Craspedida, Salpingoecidae. Gene Ontology annotation, molecular function: arylsulfatase activity. Bases 46 to 1950 code for a protein of 634 amino acids.
GCAAAAAACCCACAACAACAACAACAACCCAAAAAACCAAAGAGGAUGAGGAGGACGAUGAUGACAGCACAACGAGUGCUGCUGCUGGCCGUGGUGGCAGUGGCGCUAGUUUCCUGCUGCGUUGUUGCUGCUGAUGGACAGGGCAGCAAGCGCCCUAACAUCGUCAUCUUGCUUGCAGACGAUCUUGGAUACGGUGACAUUGCUGCCUACGGCCAUCCAACGUCCAACACCCCACACUUGGAUCGGCUGGUCCAAGAGGGCCUGAAGUUCUUGGACUUCUACUCUGCAUCCCCCGUGUGCAGCCCAAGUCGAGCUGGCAUCCUGACCGGUCGCUAUCAAACGAGGAAUGGCGUCUACCCGGGUGUCUUCGAGCCGCAGAGCCUCUUGGGCCUCCCCCAUUCCGAGAUUACCAUCGCGGAGGCCUUGAAGGAGCAUCACAACUACAACACCGCGAUCGUUGGCAAAUGGCAUCUUGGUGUGGGCAAUCAGUCGCAGUUUCUGCCCACAACACAAGGCUUCGAUCAAUACACUGGAAUCCCCUAUUCGCACGACAUGCCUGAUCCUGCCGACUGCUUCCGGUCGAGUGCGGGCGACCUGCCCUGCUUCCCGGGGACACCGCCGGACCCCAUGCGCACAACCACCCCGUUCUACACCGCCGACCACGACGCCCACGCUCGACGCACUGGCGCGCACGCCCCAACGUGCAAAUACGGGCACGGCAUGGAAGGCAAUUUCACGGCCGUGACAACAGCGACCCAACACGAGUGUCUUUCUCUGUGCGAGCAGCACUCUCACUGUGUGGCUGUGCAGUUCUUUGCACGUGAGUGCCGCAUGUUUGCGCGCACGGGCGACACUUUUCCGCUUGCGUCAGGCAACGUCUGCUACACCCGACACACAUCCAGCCUCAACCCAUCUGCCACCACGGCAGCGGGGCGGGCUGCGAUGCACCUCGGAUUCAAAGGUGUCCUCGACCCCGUCGCGUCCGGUAACGAGGUUGAGAUUCCACUGUACCGAUACGAGUCAUCGUCGGCACCGCGCAUUGUGGAGCAACCGGCCAAUCUGUCCACCAUCGACCGCCUCUACACCCAAACUGCCAUUGACUUUAUUGAGAAGAGCAAGGACGAGCCGUUUUUCCUCUACUUUGCAAUGCAGCACACGCACCACCCAGACUACGCUGGACCAGACUUCUUCAACACAACUGAUCGUGGGAUGAUGGGUGAUUCGCUGUUUGCGCUGGACUGGAGCGUCGGUCAAAUCAUGCAGACCAUUCGCGACCUCAACCUCGACAACGACACUUUCGUCUUCUUCACUUGUAGCACCACGUGGGAGGGUGGGCAGCGAGUGCCGGCUGUUGCGCGCUGGCCAGGGAGGAUCAGGGCUGGUCGGGUCACUCGCGACAUCACGUCACACUUGGACAUCCUUCCGACUGUCCUCAGCAUUGCAGACAUUCCUCUGCCCACCGACCGCUACUACGACGGCACCGACAUGUCCCCCAUCCUCUUUCACGAACAGCCUGGAGCUCGCGACUACUACUUCUACUGGGCCGCAAACGUCGCCAACAUGUCUGAUCUUCAGGCUGUGCGAUGGCGCGAAUGGAAGAUGCAUUUCAAAACGGGAGGAAGCCACGCGCCCAACGACUACUUUGUUCCGUCGUGCCGCAGCAACACAUCCGUCACAACACAUGACCCGCCGCUCCUGUUCAAUCUGUAUCACGAUCCCGGCGAGCACGUGCCACUGGACAGCACGGAUCCAAAGUUCAAGUUUAUUGUCGCCAAGCUGCACGCACUCGUGGACGAGUUGAAAGAUACGCCGGGGCUGUUUGGCCACGCACAAAUCCCGCCCUCCAAUCCACUCGCGCAGCCGUGCUGUGAUCCCACAUGUCGACAGCGCCAUCCUGACAACCUCAACGAGUGCUGCAGAACUAUCACCAGCAUCAACGCUGCCGUGUGA